GACGCGCCGCCUCCCGGGUCCUAUGACGUCAUCAAAUCCUACGAGAAGAGCCAGGUGAAACCGCCUGUGGCCAAGCCCCGUUCCGAGGCGGCCAAUCGCAAGCACGGCUCUUUCAUGUCGGCAGCCUCCAGGUUCGCCCCGCCCAGAGACGUCGUGGUCCACAAGCCUGACCUUGAGAAUCCAGGUCCCGGUACUUACGAUACUCCUCGAGAAGCCCUGGGUCCUAAAGGCGGCCUGAUGGUGACCAGAGACAAACGGUUCCGACACGAGAAGGAAGACUUCCCCGGACCAGGGGCAUACGAGCUGUCGCCUCUGAUUCAGGACACCGUGCUCCGCGGGACUUUCAACCACACCCUCAACAACCCGGUCAUGCCCGCUGUGGACGCUCCCCAUGCAAUGACCAACGCCAAGCACGCCUUCCUUCUUGGCGUUUGAGUCUGAGGCAUGAUGGGACGGCGUCCUUAGAAACAUUCUGUGAUGUCAUCAUUUUGCGCGGAGAUCCGCACUGUUCCGUUUGGAGCGGCUUUGGGACGGACCGACGAACAAAAUGGCAAGCGGACACGAGGGCGGAAACGUGUUUUUGUUUCUUGUCUUUGGACUUUAAGAGUGGGGGAGGGAGUAUUGUGGGAGAGAAAGCGGGAGAAGAAAAGCUGAGUAAAUUAUGUUUUUAAAAUAUACUUAGUCAAUGAGUUAAUAUGUUUGCACGGGCAAUGCAGCUUUGGUAGCUGUGGGCGAAUUGUGGAAUUACAAUAGUCAUAAGCCGUAGAUGGAUACCUAAACAAUGAAUUAUGCCCAACUAAUAAAUGUCUUUUGUCAGGGAAAAAAUGUUGCUGUCGUAAUAGUAUAAUAAUAUAUGGAAUAUCAGUUGCGUACAUGUGUCACUCAGAACAAGCACUUUUGAUUCAAUGGUGACUUAACAAGGGGGGAAGGGAAAAAAAAAAGGGGGGGGGGGGGGGUUCGGCCCACGUUGAGUCAUUUUGUUACCAAAAAUAAAUUAGCUCUGAUAUUCUUGCUUUCAGCUGGCAUUUGCUGGGUCACUGACUUUAGAAAACAGAACAAAAGAAAAGUAUUAACUAUUUUAGUAUGCCAUUAAGUUCCGGUAUAAUCCCUUUACUUGGUCCAACCGUGUGUGGGUGAAGUCUGUGUCACACCUUGUCGUGCUGGGAUUAUUAAUGAUUUGUCUCGUGAUUUACAUGAUACUGAAAAGGGGGAAUUAUUUUUCCUCUAAAAAUUACAGAAGUGUGCCACAAAAGCUUCCCCCACAUCAGAAUUUUAAAUCAACCCUUCUCCGAACUGGGUCAGUAAUAAAAGACGUCAUCUACGUUUACACAGGGUAGUGACACAUUGUGAUCAAGAGAGAGCUUCUUUUCUUUCUCCUUUGGGGGGGGGGGAUGAAAAGAGGAAAGUCAGAGAUGGCAGUACGCGAACGUUAACCAUUGCACUAUUUAUACAUUUUUCUUUUAGCUCGGUAUCUCGGUCAACGAAAAACAAACUUUGAAAGAUUCAUCUUAGUUUUAGUACUCUGCUUGACAAAAUUAGGCGUGACUACUUUAACAAACUUUGUUGGCAAUUCUGUGUGCCCUGUCUUUGAAUGCAGACAGAGUUGUUUUCUAUACAGGCGUGUAUAUUUUAUGAAUAAGACCUGAACAACUGUAAGAGGUACCAUUUCGUUCAAAUCUUAUUGCUUCUUCUUAUAUUAUGAAAAUUUCGAGUUCCUUUUCAGAAUUGAGAAGUACAUAUAAGAUAAGAGAGCUUUCUGCACUUAUUUCCGAAAAAUCGUUUGACGUCGGCUAUGUUGGUUAAUAAGUAUUUGAACAUUCCUUCAGCUGUGACCAUAGCAUUAGGUCCCGUAGUGUAAUCUCCUUUGAGAAUACACUUUGGACUUCGCCUGUAAUAGUAUUACCGACACAUCCGUCCACAAAGUUUGUGAUAUUUUCGUGAAAUACUUUUAUCAUUUUUGUUUUUAUAAAUCUUGCUUCUUGACACACCUCUGGUUCAUUCCUCCAUCGACGAGCUUCAAAUAACUAUACGAACUAGUAGCGGUGUACUGCUCUAAGUACAGGCUAUGGUGCAGUAGUUUGCUACUAUAAGACGUGUCGGUUGUCCUCGAGUCAACAGCAGCACCCGUGCCGAAUAUUUCAAUUAAGUAUUAAUUAUGAAGAAAAUUUCUGAGUAUGUUUUCAUUGUAUUGUUCUAAUUCAUUUUUACAUAUAUUAUCAUUGCGAAAGAGAUCUGAAAGAGAUCAGAAAUUGAAUAUAUUAAGAGAGGCAAAAUAGGGGUUUGUAGCUAACAAAUUCGGUGUAAGCAACACCAUCUAUGCAAGUCUUUUUCUUCUCUCGUGUGUUUCUAUUCUCGCCUGCAGAACACAUCACGUUCAACAUAAUCUCUUAGAGUACGCUCUUGUGUCUUUCUCUGGCGUGACAACCGUCAUGAUAGGUUUUAUUAUAUCAAAGUCAUCCUCUGAUGUACAACAAGAGUGAUUUUGUUACUCACGAAUUUCUUAGUUGUGAAAUGAAAUAUUUGAAAAUGUGAAUAAAGGAAGUAUACACAUGAAAUCUAGUUACACAAUAAAGGCAGAAGUUGUGUUGAAUAAAAAUGUAUUUUUGUAACUGCACAACUUCUUAUCCUACUGAUGUGUUUAGAGAUCACUGCAUCGUGUUUUCUGUUUUGACACAAUAAAGAAGAUUGUACAAAUGAA
Aplysia californica (California sea hare) is the source of this 2698-nucleotide messenger RNA. Its product is annotated as sperm-tail PG-rich repeat-containing protein 2. The record is from RefSeq and is a predicted model, not a curated record. Lineage: Eukaryota; Metazoa; Mollusca; Gastropoda; Aplysiida; Aplysiidae.